Molecule: messenger RNA, 1614 nt
Organism: Fomitopsis serialis
Lineage: Eukaryota; Fungi; Basidiomycota; Agaricomycetes; Polyporales; Fomitopsidaceae
Exons: 3
Coding region: 1-1614 (537 amino acids)
Molecular function (GO): protein binding
Source: RefSeq, a predicted model, not a curated record
AUGGCAUCCGGUCGCGAGUUGGAUCGAUUGCGCACGCCCUCGCCCCUUCCUGCUGAUGUACUUGUGCGCCUACCCCCUCAAGACCCUUCGGCCAUGCGGAACUGGCUGGUAAAAAUCAGCGUUCUCGUUAACUCAACCGUGCCGAUCAACCGGUUACCGCCUGAGUUGUUCACGGAGAUCCUGCAAUUCUUGCGAAUCGACUGUCCUCUCAACUGGUCGUUCGUCACUGUACUGCUGAUCUGCCGACAUUGGUAUCAUGUCGCAGUCUCUUCUCCACGCUUGUGGACGAAGAUUGCGCGGGGCAUGACACUUCCACUCGUCGAGACGUACUUGCGCCGAUCACGCAGGGCUGGUCUUUCCCUUGACACGCGGGCGAAAUGCCCCGAGGAUUUUCAGGACGCCCUCCUGAACAUGCUCUCCCCCCACCUCGAUCGAGUCACACAUCUGAAGACAUACGGCUUCCAGCCGUACAUCAAGCAUCGCAUGGAACGAUUGUCGUUUCUUACCCUUCAUGACGACUAUUGCGUACGCCAUCACCCCUCCACUAUUAUCAUACGUGGCGACGACUUCCCGUCGCUGCGUUCCCUGGCUCUCUGCGACUCCGAGCUCAGCUCCAAGGCGAGCAUCAUUGAUGUGCGUUCCCUGACAUCGCUGACGUUGGACAACUUGCCGUGCGACACGUGGGACGAGCUGUUCACGUUACUCAGGAGCUGUUCCGCUCUAGAGCGUCUCACCAUUGAUUCCCUCGACAUCGACUCCAUGGUGAUCCCUACCAAUACCCGGAUCAGGCCUACCAUCGAAUUUCAACACCUCAAGAGCUUUGCGUUCCUUCACUACGGCAGACAUGCUAGUAUGUCAUUCCUUCUGGCCCAUCUGGCCCUUCCGCGCAUAGCAGAAAUCAAGUUUGACACGUACUUGGACGCCCCGGGAGAAGAAGACGAGGAUGCAGACAUGCAUCACGGAAUCCUCAUCGCAGACAUCGUUCCGAAGGACAAUACAAUGUCGCCGGCAUUCUCUGCGGUACAAGCCGUCUGCCUUGAGAUCUGCUACUGCUCCUUGCGUGAGAUGGUUAUUUCAACUUAUUACGACACGGGACAAGAUUAUAUUCCACUCUGGGAUAGUUGGGAGAACUUGUACUGCGAUGCAUUUCCGUAUCUCGAAGAACUUCACGCCAGUGGACCGACUCCGGACUUCUUCAUUGAUCUUCUGUCCGAAAUUGGUCUAUCAAGCGCACACCUGAGGAAAUUCAACGAGCCAAUGCCAUGGCCAAUGCUCAAGCGGAUCAAGUUCGAGUAUACUGCACAGGAGCAGGAGGCGCUCAACAAAUCGAAAGCGGUCAUCAAGGACAUUGUGACUACCCUAUGUAACCGCCAAGCCGCCUUGGAGAAAUGCCUGGAGCAUCUCGCACUCCUAUUUCCGGAGGAACCACCAAAUCUGCGGACGCAUUUGGGACAGUUGCGAGAUGUGACAGAAACUCUCGUCUGUAAUGUUGGUGGCCACGACCUGACAGGAUUGUCCAUCGAGUACCACCAUUUCGGCUUGACAGGUGACCCGGAGCCGUUGUCGCUCAAAUUCUCACUCAAAUAUUUGAUCAAGCCCAUCCCCGCGGCUUAA